Messenger RNA from Sus scrofa (pig), 4104 nucleotides. RefSeq names its product sideroflexin 5 (gene SFXN5). Gene Ontology annotation, cellular component: mitochondrial inner membrane. Gene Ontology annotation, molecular function: monoatomic ion transmembrane transporter activity; citrate transmembrane transporter activity. Gene Ontology annotation, biological process: citrate transport; monoatomic ion transport; mitochondrial transmembrane transport. The record is from RefSeq and is a predicted model, not a curated record. NCBI's taxonomy places the organism in Eukaryota, Metazoa, Chordata, Mammalia, Artiodactyla, Suidae.
GCUGUCUGGGGGUGUCAAGUUCCAUGACGAGAAAAACUACACUCCCCACAACCCCUUGCGCCUCCGGCUCGCUGCGGUUGCUUAUGGCCAAUCGGGAGAGGCAGCUGUGGCGGGGGCCGAGGAGGGACAUUUUAAAAGGGCCGGAGAUUGCGGGCGUCAGUGGCCAUGGCGGAUACAGCGACUACAGCAUCGGCAGCGGCGGCUAGUGCCGCUAACGCCUCGACCGAUGCACCUCCUUUCCAGCUGGGCAAGCCCCGCUUCCAGCAGACAUCCUUCUACGGCCGCUUCAGGCACUUCUUGGACAUCAUCGACCCGCGUACACUCUUUGUCACUGAGAGACGUCUCAGAGAGGCUGUGCAACUGUUGGAAGACUACAAGCACGGGACCCUGCGGCCAGGGGUUACCAAUGAGCAGCUCUGGAGCGCACAGAAAAUCAAGCAGGCUAUUCUACACCCGGACACCAAUGAGAAGAUCUUCAUGCCCUUUAGAAUGUCAGGUUACAUUCCUUUUGGGACACCAAUAGUGGUUGGUCUUCUCUUGCCCAACCAGACAUUGGCGUCCACUGUCUUCUGGCAGUGGCUGAACCAGAGCCACAACGCCUGUGUCAACUAUGCAAACCGCAAUGCUACCAAGCCUUCACCUGUGUCCAAGUUCAUCCAGGGCUACCUGGGAGCCGUCAUCAGUGCCGUCUCCAUCGCUGUGGGCCUUAAUGUCCUGGUUCAGAAAGCCAACAAGUUCACCCCAGCCACCCGCCUCCUUGUCCAGAGAUUCGUGCCAUUCCCCGCCGUAGCCAGCGCCAACAUCUGCAACGUGGUCCUGAUGCGCUACGGGGAGCUGGAGCAGGGGAUCGACGUCCUGGACGGUGAUGGCAACCUCGUGGGCUCCUCCAGGAUCGCAGCCAGACACGCCCUGCUGGAGACGGCGCUGACACGAGUGGUUCUUCCCAUGCCCAUUCUGGUGCUACCUCCAAUCGUCAUGUCCAUGCUGGAGAAGACGGCUCUCCUGCAGGCCCGCCCCCGGCUGCUCCUCCCUGUGCAAAGCCUCGUGUGCCUGGCAGCCUUCGGCCUGGCCCUGCCACUGGCCAUCAGCCUCUUCCCACAGAUGUCAGAGAUCGAAACGACCCAGUUAGAGCCUGAGAUCGCCCAGGCCACCAGCAGCCGGACGGUGGUGUACAACAAGGGGCUGUGAGCAGUGGCCGGCUGGCCUGGGGACAGAGCGUUGUCUGGGCCAGGAGCUGGGGGCAGGGAAGAGCUGCACCUGCAGGGAGAGACAAGCUGACUCCACCCCCACCCCCGAGUCCUGGGCCACCUGGGGGAGCGACCCCCCCCCCAGUGGUAGAAAGACUAAUCUAUUCACGCGUUAACACAAGGGAGAGAAAUUCUGACACAUUUACUAUAAAAAAUAAUCAAGUGCAUUUCUGGGCCUUACAUAGGGUUGUCAAAACUCUACUUAGCACAAUUAUAUGUGAAGCUGAAAAAUUGGAGAGUGCCCACAGGGUAGGAUUCGGGUUCUUUUGUACUUUGGUUUCUUUUUUAUUUUAAUUUUUUUUAUCAGAAUCAAGCCUUGGUCACAGCUGCCCAGAUGCAGCAGGUGGACAGGUGGUGCGAGUGGGAGUAGGCGUGGGAGCUGGUUGAUUUGGUGGCCAGUCUGGUAGAUUUAAGAUAGGACCAUGCUCAGGCCUCAUAGCUCCCUGGGCUGGGCUGGGCUAGGCUGGGCUGGCCUGGGCUGGGGAGGGGAGGCAGUCUCCACUUCACUGGGUGAACCAGCUAUGAUUAAGUUCCUUAGGAGGUGGCCCAGGAAGGAAAGGGGCACUGGAAGCCUCUGGAAGCUUCUGGAAGCUUCCUUGGGUAGCUGGCUCUGUGUGUGGCCCGCCUUCAUUCAUGCCACACCCGCAGAACCAGUUCUUCGGCAUGAAGCCCUGUGACACACUGGGGCUGGCAUCACCCUUCACGGAGCCACGAUCCAUUUGAGGCCCUUGCGGUGGCCCCAGCUCCAGGCAGGAAGCCCUGAGAAAGGAAUGACAUUUGACUGGAACCAGGCCCGCCCUCUGGCCUCUGUGGGAAGAUCUCCCCCCAGGCCCAGGCUGGAAGCUGGGUAUGGGGCAGAGGAUGGGGCUGGAGCUGAGGCCUCACUCCUGAGAGUGCAGAGCCCAGUUCUCUAGGCAUCUACUUGAGAGCAUCACCCCAGGAAGAGUGGGCCCCCCCUCAGGCUGUGUGACCCUGGACAAAUCUACUCGCUCCUCUGAGCCUCCACGCCCUAUCUGGAACCACGGAACUGCCCUGAGGGGUUCCCACCUGCUCUUUCAGCUAGACUUCGUCUUUGCCUGUCCUGCUCCGAUGCUGGUCAUUCCAGGCACAUCCUCAGCAUGAACACUGGACUGGGAGUGGGGCAGGCUCCUUUGGGAAUGGCCAGCAGCUGUCCUCGGAGCCUGGACCUUGCCCUUCUGCAUGUGAACGUGCAUCCCAAGAGCCCUCAACCUUGGUCAAACCCUUCACCACGUUCUGAAGGAGGAGGAGUGUGCAUGCCUGGGCCUGAGAGUGGGCCUGCUGGGGCUUCUGAGGCCCCUUGCUGCUGGCUCUAUCUCCCUCUCACUUGUGGGCCAGGAAAGAGCAGGCCUCAAGGCACCGCUUACCCGACCCCAGGUGGAAUGAAGCCCUUGAUACACAGCUGAAGAGCCUCUGCCCACCCCUGGCGACUCUACCUGGGAGAGACCUGGCUAGAGAGGAAUACAUGCACUUGCAGGAAAAGGCCAGUGCAGAGCAGCAAGGACGUGGCCACAGGCGGCUCUUGCCAUCCUGAGGGCGGGGUGGUUGUAAUGAGGUAGGUCCUCCAGGGCGCUGACACCAUGCACGCCCCUGCCCCUGAAGCUCCUGCUGCCCUCACCGCCCAGCCAGGCCCUGGUGCCCACCCCAGAUAGUUCUUCAGGGUAUUGUCCUGUGGGGUCCCCACUCUCCUGAGCUGCAGCCCACCCACUGCCCAUCAGGAAAGAGAGAAGGAGGAGACAAGCACAGAGGACUAAACUGCAGAGGGGGUACCACGGUAUUGGCAGGGCAGGUCGUUUUUCAGCUAAGUUCGCCAAAAUGUGAAUGUGCCAAUGACUGGGCAGGUGAGGGUCCUCUUUUGAAAGGCUCACUUGGAGCUCGCCUCGCCCCACCUCUCAUAGGGUCUUGUUCUUGUGCACUUUACCUUGGGACCAAAACUGCUCACCGCAGCCCCACGCCCACCCUCUCCGGGGGCCUGGCAGAGAUGGGGUCUUUCCAAUCCACCUCCCUGUGAGCUGCCCUGGCCCAGCCCUGCCCCUGCCCCAGCCCUGGGAGCCCUGUGGCCUCAGCAUCUCAUAACCUACUUUGUCUCCCACGUGACGUCUGGAUGGGCUCCCAAUGCAAUUUCCCAGGAGCCACGGGUGUUUCUCCUGGGGGCAUAGGAGGGGUGGAGGGUGAAGGAUCCUUGUAGCUCAAGGUCAUGGCAACCAAGGUUCAGUGGGCCAUGCUGCUAAGUCUUGGUCUGGCUGCGAAAAAUGUCAUGAGGGGAAACGCUUGGCCGACAUCCAUCCUGCACUCUGCUGAGGCCAGAGGAAGGGAGGCCUCGGGGAGCAGACUGGUUCAUAACUGGGGGGAGGCUCAACCCCCUGCCCCCCCACUGAGGGCGGGGCCUGGCCUAGCUGGGCCGGAAUAUAGGGCAUUCCUUCAACUGGUUCUCUAGCCCUAGCGUGCCUGCCCGCCCUCUGGUCACAUCAAGCGUUCCCUCAGGCUUGGGGGAGGCCCUUCCCUCAUACCAGAGAGUAAUCUGAGAGCCCAGGCACCCAAAGCCCACGAUGUCAAAAUGGCCAAUGGACCCCUUUCCAAUUCCUGACCGUGAGCCAGCUGGUCCCCUGUCCUGGGCCUCGAGCCCGGAAGCAGGGUGACAUUUUGAAAAGGAGAAGGGCCGGUGGUUUUCCAGCUCUGGGCCAGUGUGAGGCCCAGUGAGGCGCUAACACACAGGCCUUGGCCACUCCCAGGGGACUUUGCAGUGUCUUUUUAACCUUCUCAGAAAAUGUCUCAAUCUCUGUGAUGUAUGUCAUACUAAUGAGCCGUGGGCAAUAAAGGGUGGACUUAAUGCCCCAGA